Benincasa hispida (wax gourd) is the source of this 1841-nucleotide messenger RNA. Its product is annotated as (-)-germacrene D synthase-like. NCBI's taxonomy places the organism in Eukaryota, Viridiplantae, Streptophyta, Magnoliopsida, Cucurbitales, Cucurbitaceae. The record is from RefSeq and is a predicted model, not a curated record. Gene Ontology annotation, biological process: diterpenoid biosynthetic process. Gene Ontology annotation, molecular function: terpene synthase activity; magnesium ion binding.
CAUCGAAAGAGAAAAGAAAAUGUCAUUUCAAAUAGUCGUAUCAGAUUCCAUGACGCCAAAUAAUGACAGUUUAAGCCAUGGUGUUCCUCGUAGAUCUGCAAACUUUCAACCAAGUGCUUGGGGAGAUCAUUUCCUUUCCUAUCGUUACAACACUCUGGAAGAAGAGGAGAUGGUCAUGAAACAAGUUCAAGAAUACAAAGAAGAAGUGAGAAGAAUGUUUGGAGUUGCUGAAAAGUAUUCAGAAAAAUUAAGUUUGAUCGAUUCAAUUCAACGUCUGGGUUUGUCAUAUCACUUUAAAGAUGAAAGUAGUGAAGUUAUUGACUAUAUCCAAAAUCCUACCAAUGUUGAUGAAGAAGAUGAGGAUCUUUACAUUACAGCUCUUAGAUUUCGAUUACUCAGACAACAAGGUUUUUUUGUUUCUUGUGAUAUAUUCAAUAAGUUUACAAAUGAAAUGGGAGAUUUCAAAGAAUCAAUUGUGAAGGAUGGAGCUGUUAUUAGUUUGUAUGAAGCAUCCCACUUGAGAAUGAAGGGAGAAAAUAUAUUGGAUGAAGCAUUAGCUUUCACAACUACUCAACUUAAAGCAAUGGCCAUGGAUUCCAGUUCUCCAUUCUCAGAAGAAGCUAAAUAUGCUUUGAAGUGGCCAAUCUAUAAAGCUAUGCCAAGGUUCAUGAAUAGGCACUAUAUCUCUCUCUAUCAAAACAAUGCAUUGAAGAAUAAUAAUGUUUUGCUCAAAUUUGCAAAGUUGGACUUCAAUACUCUCCAAAAACUUUACCAGAAAGAAUUGGGUGAAUUUUCAAGGUGGUGGAAGGAUCUGAAGUUGAGGAUGCAAUUACCUUUUGCAAGAGAUAGAGGGGUGGAGUGCUAUGUUUGGGCAUUGGGAAUAUUCUAUGAACCAAAAUACUCUAAUGCUAGAACAAUAUUAGCAAAAGUUAUUGCUUUUAUAUCUCUUCUUGAUGAUAUGUAUGAUGUCUAUGCCACCCUAGAGGAACUUCAACUAUUCACCAAUUUAAUUGAAAGGUGGGAUGUUAAUUGUAUUAAGAUGCUCCCAAAUUACAUGAAAGGUCUUUAUGAAGCUAUACUUGAAGUUUAUGGAGAGAUUGAACAAGAUAUUUGCAAGGAUAACAAUAUUCCAUUUGCAUUUGAUUAUGCAAAAGAAACGAUGAAAAUGCAAUGCAGAGCUUAUUUGAUGGAAGCUAAAUGGUUCAACCAAAGGUAUAUACCAACAAUGGAAGAAUACAUGAAAGUUGCCAUUAUUUCUGCAGCCUACUAUGUUGUUGCUUCAAUUUCCUUCAUUGCUUUGGGAAAUGUUGCCUCCAAAGAGAUUUUUGAAUGGGCUCAAACUGAUCCUAUGCUUAUUAAAGCAACUGGAGUAAUUGGUAGGCUCCUCAAUGACAUAGCUUCGCACAAGUUUGAACAAGAGAGAGGUCAUGUAGCUUCUGCAAUUGAAUGCUACAUGAAACAAUAUGGAGUAUCAGAAGAAGAAGCUGUAGUUGAGCUAAAAUUGCAAGUGGUAAAAGCGUGGAAAGAUGUAAUAGAAGACCAUACAGAAUCGUCCCAAUUGUUUCCAACUGUGAUUUGUGACUGCAUCUUGAAUAUUGCUCGACUUACAGAUCUCUUUUAUAAGGACGGAGAUGGUUACACAUUUGCUGAUGGAGAAAUCAAACAUUUUAUUACCUUCAUGCUUAUAGACCCUGUGCCAAUUUAAUCCAUCUACGGACUUUGUUUGAUCUUUCUAUGCCAACAUCUUUCUCAUAAAUAUGUGUAAAGAUCAACAGCUAGGUUGUAACAAUUUUUUUCUCAUGCCAGCUACCACAUAAAUAAAAUAAAAAAUUAAAAGUAAA